AUGCAGGAUGCAAGCUACUGGCACGUCUUGCCCUUCUUCUUUGCCAUUCAUGAAAUCAACCAGAAUCCAAGGCUGUUACCCAACAUAACCCUGGGCUACAACAUCUAUGAGAAUUAUUUCAAUGAAAGAAUAACCUAUGAAGCCAUGCUGGAUUUGCUCUCUGUGGGGCAACAGACGAUCCCAAACUACAGGUGCGGAAGGCAAAAGAGUUUGCUGGCCGUUCUGGAAGAGACUGAUUCUGAGCUCUUUCAUCACAUUGCAGCUAUGCUGGGUACCUACAAGAUCCCACAGAUCAGCUAUGGGGACAUCAGCCACAUUCCUGAGCAUAAACAUCAUUUCCCUUUUUCCUAUCGGAUGAGUCCGAGACAAGAGCCUCCUCACUGGGCAAUUGUCAAGCUGCUCCUGCAUUUCCGAUGGACGUGGAUCUGCCUUCUUGCUCCAGACAAUGAAAACGGGGAAAAGUUCAGAAAGACGUUUGUCCCUGCAGCCAUCAAGAAAGGGCUUCAUCCAUUCCUGAAAAACUUCCAGAUUUGCAACCUUUCUGUGCAUGGCGUUUAUUUGGACAAGAAUGGAGAUCCUGCUGCUGACUUUGAUAUCAUGCACUGGGUGGUGUUUCCCAACGGAUCUACUGCUGGAGUGAAAGUUGGGAGUGUAGAAAGAGAGGCCUCCUCAGACGUCAAGGUCUCUAUUAAUCAAAGUGCCGUUAUAUGGCCAACGUCAUUUAACAAGAAGGUGCCUUUGUCUAGAUGUACUGAAAGUUGUCACCCAGGAUACACCAAGGUCACCAGAGAGGGAGCGCCAGUCUGCUGCUAUGACUGUUCCUCAUGUAUAGAAGGAACAAUUUCUGUGCAAGAAGAUGCUGCUCAUUGUAAAAGGUGUCCAGAUGACCAGCAUUCCAAUAAGAAGCGAGAUCAGUGUGUCCCCAAAGUUAUAACUUUCCUGUCCUAUAAAGAAACCGUGGGUCUCAUCCUGGCUAUGUCUGCCCUUUUUUUGUCCCUAACCACUGUCUUUGUUCUAUACAUCUUCAUUAAAUACCAAGAAACUCCUAUAGUCAAAGCCAACAAUCGUGACCUCACCUAUAUCCUCCUGAUUGCCCUCCAGCUUUCUUUUUUAACUUCAUUUCUAUUUAUCGGUAGUCCCAAGAAACUGACCUGCCUUCUUCGGCAAACCACUUUCAGUGUUGUUUUCUCUGUUGCUGUGUCUUCCUUGCUGGCCAAGACUAUCAUGGUGGUGGUGGCCUUUCUGGCCACAAAGCCAGGCAGCAGGAUGAGGAAAUGGCUGGGAAAGACUCUGGCCAGCUCCAUUGUCUUGUCCUGCUCUGGGGUUCAAGUGGGCAUCUGUAUCAUAUGGCUGGGAAUCUCACCUCCAUUCCCAGAUGCCGACUUGUAUUCCCAACCAGGACAUAUCCUGCUGCAAUGCAAUGAAGGUUCAGUCACCAUGUUCUAUGCUGCAUUAGGUUAUAUGGGCCUUUUGGCUGCCAUCUGCUUCUUGGUGGCUUUCCUUGCCAGAAAGCUGCCAGGGAGCUUCAACGAAGCCAAGUGGAUCACCUUCAGCAUGCUGGUUUUCUGCAGCGUUUGGGUCUCUUUUGUCCCCACCUACCUGAGCACCAAAGGGAAAUACAUGGUGGCUGUGCAGAUCUUCUCCAUCCUGGCCUCCAGCCUGGGCUUACUGGGCUGCAUCUUUAUCCCCAAAUGCUACAUCAUCAUCCUAAGACCUGAUAUGAACAACAAGGAGCAUCUCAUGAUGAAAAAGAAUGAGAGGGGCUGA
Messenger RNA from Candoia aspera, 1767 nucleotides. RefSeq names its product vomeronasal type-2 receptor 26-like. Gene Ontology annotation, molecular function: G protein-coupled receptor activity. Bases 1 to 1767 code for a protein of 588 amino acids. Gene Ontology annotation, cellular component: plasma membrane. The transcript has 5 exons. Lineage: Eukaryota; Metazoa; Chordata; Lepidosauria; Squamata; Candoiidae. Gene Ontology annotation, biological process: G protein-coupled receptor signaling pathway. The record is from RefSeq and is a predicted model, not a curated record.